GGAGGUGUGCUCACCGCUACACACACUGUGAAUCUGACAACAUGUGGGUACAUCAGCUGGUUCUCCUGGUCUCCCUGGCCAUGGUGGUGUGUGGGGGCGUGGUGAGCGAGGCGGGCCUGGUUGGUCGACAGGGGUCAGGCGCCUUGUGUCAGUCCACCGUGACGCUCGACUUCUCCUUCGACCAGCCUCAAGUUAAUUGUGCUCCUUGUGAAGAGACACUGGAGAUGGUGGCAGCUGGCCCAGUGUACACACGUAAUGGUCGUCUGGCUGAGAUGGGCCUCAUGGUGAUGGUCCAACACAACAUGGACGGUAGCAUGACCUGCUCCCUCGUGCACGACGAGCCAGAUGUUCAGCUCCUUCAGUCACAGCUACAGAGGGAGGCUUGUGGUGGAUCAUCACCGUCUACUACUGGGUCCACCGUCACAGGUACCGGGUCCACCGUUACAGGUACCGGAUCCACAGUCACUGGUACUGGGUCCACCGUCACUGGUACUGGGUCCACCGUCACAGGUACCGGUUCCACCGGCACAGGUACCGGAUCCACCGUCACAGGUACUGGGUCCACCGUCAUUGGUACUGGGUCAACCGUCACAGUUACCGGUUCCACCGUCACAAGUACUGGGUCCACAGUCACAGGUACCGGUUCCACCGGCACAGGUACCGGAUCCACCGUCACAGGUACUGGGUCCACCGUCACUGGUACUGGGUCAACCGUCACAGGUACCGGUUCCACUGUCACAGGUACUGGGUCCACAGUCACAGGUACCGGAUCCACCGUCACAGGUACCGGAUCCACCGUCACAGGCACCGGAUUCACCGUUACAGGUACCGGAUCCACCGGCACAGGUACCGGAUCCACCGUCACAGGUACCGGAUCCACCGUCACAAGUACCGGAUCCACCGUCAUAGGUACCGGAUCCACCGGCACAGGUACCGGAUCCACCGUCACAGGUACCGGAUCCACCGUCACAGGUACUGGGUCCACUGUCACUGGUACUGGGUCCACAGUCACUGGUACUGGGUCCACCGUCACUGGUACUGGGUCAACUGUCACAGGUACCGGUUCCACCGUCACAGGUACCGGGUCCACCGUCACAGGUACCGGAUCCACCGUCACAGGUACCGGGUCCACCGUCACAGGUACCGGUUCCACCGUCACAGGUACCGGUUCCACCGUCACAGGUACCGGGUCCACUGUCACAGGUACCGGAUCCACCGUCACAGGUACCGGAUCCACCGUCACAGGUACCGGAUCCACCGUCACAGGUACCGGAUCCACCGUCACAGGUACCGGAUCCACCGUCACAGGUACCGGAUCCACCGUCACAGGUACCGCAUCCACCGUCACAGGCCCCACAGAAGAGACACAAUACCCAGAUGGCACGGAGACCAACCCAGACUGUGCUCAAAACGCUGAAUUAGAGACCACUCUACCAACUACUACCAUCCCCCCUACCAUAACCACCACACCUGAACCAACAACCAGAACAACUCUAGUAUGCCCCGUUGGAUGGGACAGCUUCGAAUCAUCUUGUUAUCAUGUCACCAUGAACACUGAGGGCACCUGGGAAGAAGGAAAGAAAUAUUGUGAAAAUCAUGGUAGUUCCUACGUCAAGAUCUCCAGUCAGUCUGAGAACGACUUUGUUCAAGGCCUACUCAUGGGGAGCACCUGGAUCGGCCUAAACGACAGGUCGAAAGAAGGCACGUUCAUCUGGGACUCUGACAACAGCGUCGCUACCUUCAUGAAUUGGUCAUAUGGGGAGCCCAAUGGCAGCUGGCUCAUCAACGAGGACUGUGUCGAGAUGCGCGAGGACAAGUAUUUUAAAUGGAACGAUGAGGGCUGCAGUUCCAUCUCCCACUUCGCCUGCGAGAAACCAGCUGACCUCAAAGUCAUCACUGGCUAGAUCGCGAUAUCCACCUCACCCACACACCAGGAUGACGUCAAGACUAUGUAUGCAUCAGCAGAUGGCUGGUCCACAAAACAGUAGACGUUAGCUCCACAUACCAGCAAACGUAAUGGUCAAAAGCAGUGACCACCACCACUACCGACCACUCACAAACGUCACUCCAGACGCGAUGGUCAACACAGCUGAGUAAUACUGACCAGCAGUGGCAACACAACAAUACACCGUGGAAGACAGACCUAAAAAAAAUUAAUUCUACGUUUGUUUAAAGUUAUUGAUAUUGUGGGCUUCUGGCACUAAAGCCGACAAAUUUAUCUUGGAGCUUUUGAGUAUAGAAAAAACUUGCUGAUUAAUCUGUUAACUCACAUAUCAUAAACUGGUUAUGUACAGUGAUUUUAAAUUUAGAAGAAGAGUAUUGUAGGUGCUGUAGAGAUAUAAAAAAAUAAUCAUC
This is a messenger RNA of Homarus americanus (American lobster), 2355 nucleotides long. Its product is annotated as putative per-hexamer repeat protein 5. Gene Ontology annotation, cellular component: external side of plasma membrane; outer membrane. The transcript is spliced from 12 exons. Gene Ontology annotation, molecular function: signaling receptor activity; carbohydrate binding. The coding region runs from base 42 to 1904 and encodes 620 amino acids. NCBI's taxonomy places the organism in Eukaryota, Metazoa, Arthropoda, Malacostraca, Decapoda, Nephropidae. The record is from RefSeq and is a predicted model, not a curated record. Gene Ontology annotation, biological process: biological process involved in interspecies interaction between organisms.